Molecule: messenger RNA, 1736 nt
Organism: Arachis stenosperma
Lineage: Eukaryota; Viridiplantae; Streptophyta; Magnoliopsida; Fabales; Fabaceae
Product: ATP sulfurylase 2-like
Exons: 5
Coding region: 88-1533 (481 amino acids)
Biological process (GO): sulfate assimilation
Molecular function (GO): adenylylsulfate kinase activity; sulfate adenylyltransferase (ATP) activity
Source: RefSeq, a predicted model, not a curated record
CAACUCUGUUACACAACUACUUCUCUUGUUCUAACAUAAUAUAUUCUCUCUCUCUCUCUCUCACAGUAAUCUCCAACACCAACAACAAUGUCUCUCUCCAUUAAGUUACACGUAACAACUUCCCAUCUAAAUUACCUCAACCACCAUGCCAAAACCAACACCAACACUAGCACAAGUAACAUUAGAACCAAACCAAUUUACACUUCCAACCCAUUGAUCAUAACAACUAGUAGGUCUAGAAAAAUGAGCCUAGGCUCCUAUGGUGCACCCUUUAUUAAGAGCUCAUUGAUUGAGCCAGAUGGGGGUGCAUUGGUGGACCUUGUGGUGCCAGAGUCUCAAAGGGGUCCUAAGAUUUUGGAAGCUGAGGCACUUCCAAAGGUAAAGCUCACAAAGAUUGAUAUAGAGUGGGUGCAUGUGAUUAGUGAAGGUUGGGCUAGUCCCUUGAGAGGGUUCAUGAGGGAAGAUGAGUACUUGCAAAGCCUUCAUUUCAAUGCUUUGAGGUUGAAAGGAAAUGGAUCUUUGGUGAACAUGUCACUACCAAUUGUGUUGGCAAUUGAUGAUCAGACCAAGGAGAAAAUUGGGAAUUCCUCCAAUGUUGGGUUGCUUGGUCCCAGUGGAGAUUGCAUUGCUAUUCUUAGAAGCAUUGAAAUCUAUAAGCACAACAAGGAAGAAAGAAUAGCUAGAACAUGGGGAACAAUUGCUGUAGGGCUGCCAUAUGUAGAGGAGGCGAUUACUCCGGCCGGUAACUGGCUUCUCGGAGGAGACUUGGAAGUGCUAAAGCCUAUCAAGUACAAUGAUGGCCUUGAUAACUACAGGCUAUCUCCUAAACAACUCCGUGAGGAAUUCGACCGGCGAGAAGCCGAUGCAGUUUUUGCCUUUCAGUUAAGAAACCCUGUGCAUAAUGGUCAUGCCUUGUUAAUGAAUGAUACUAGAAAGCGCCUAUUGGAAAUGGGAUACAAAAAUCCAAUUUUGUUGCUUCAUCCUCUUGGUGGUUUCACAAAAGCUGAUGAUGUGCCUUUGAGUGUUAGAAUGGAGCAACAUAGCAAGGUCUUAGAAGAUGGAGUUCUUGAUCCUGAGACCACCAUAGUGGCUAUAUUUCCUUCACCUAUGCACUAUGCAGGUCCAACCGAGGUGCAGUGGCAUGCCAAGGCUAGGAUCAAUGCUGGUGCCAACUUCUAUAUUGUCGGUCGCGAUCCAGCUGGCAUGGGACACCCAACUGAGAAAAGGGAUUUAUAUGAUCCUGAUCAUGGUAAAAAGGUGUUAAGCAUGGCACCUGGCCUAGAAAAGCUUAAUAUUUUGCCAUUUAGGGUAGCAGCAUAUGAUACUAGUGAGAAUAAGAUGGCAUUUUUCGAUCCCUCUCGCGCCAAGGAUUUUCUCUUCAUAUCCGGAACAAAGAUGAGGGCUUAUGCAAAAAGUGGAGAGAAUCCACCAGAUGGUUUUAUGUGUCCUAAUGGAUGGAAGGUUCUUCUUAAAUACUAUGAAAGUUUGCAAACUGAAGAGUCACCACAACAGCCUGCAGUGUUAUCUGCAUAGAUUCACAUAACUGUUAUAUUUUGCAUUUUUGUUUUCAUAUAUAAAGGAAGAUUCUAGAAGCACAGUUUUAGGAGUGCCUUCAUGAUCAAGAAAUCAUAUCAUGAAUGGGCAAUCAUAUUUGAAUUAAUAUGUGUAUCAUUUUGAUCUUUGCAAAAGGAAUUAGUACUAUGCUUUUAAGAAUUUUGUUUGUGGUAGCUUCUGUA